UACACUGUGAGAGAGGAGGCAUGUGGGUGAAGAACGACAGAAACUCAGGAGAAACGGCCCUCACAUAAACAUGUAGGAAAUCGUACACACAUGUAUAUGCAAAGACGGGCAGCAGCGGGAUGGACCAGAGAGUUGCACACAGUUUUUACCCCCCUGAGGGCCAGCCCAGCAGACCCAGAGAUGUGCUUGUUAAGUCAGCCUCAGCAUAUGCAGAUAUACAAUGGGAACAGUCUCAUCAGCCGAGAAACCCGGACAGGGAUCCAUUUGAUUACCCUCAUCGUGAGAUCCCCCCGUUGCCCAGUUAUGCUCCUCAACCUGAUUACAUGACAAGGGAUGAAGAUCUCAUCAAGCCUAAAAAGCUGAUGAAUCCAGUGAAAGCCUCUAAAAGCCACCAGGAACUUCAUCGAGAGCUGCUUAUGAACCAUAAACGAGGUUUUGGUGUGGAGAAUAAGCCAGAAUUGCAACGUGUGUUGGAGCAAAAGAAAAGAGAGCAGGCAAGUAAACAGAGAAAGCAGGAGGAGGAGGCCAGGAGGAAAAUAUCUCCAUUGGAACAUGAACUUCUCAAGAGACACCAGAAACUAGAGGAGCUGGAGAAGGAGCAGACAAGACUGGGGGAUAGCAACUGCAGCGCUCCAGAGUUCAUAAAAGUGAAGGAGAACCUGAGACGGACAUCAUUUACAAGUUCUGGAGAGAAGGAGGUGUAGGGGUGUAAACAAAGACUGGAACCAUGUGUGUUUGUGCACAGCCGGUAACAUAGAGACCUGCUGCAGCUCCUAAACACCACUCACACGACUGCGCUUCUCUACUUCCUGUCUCACACUCACAACACCCUCACCUCUCACUGUAGCAGGUUCAGAGAGGGCAGAGAGGACAAGACCCAAAGAGCCUCUGCUACACUUUCACAUCAUGAGGAGGUUGACACUUAAGAGGUUUCAAGAGACUGCAACGAGAAAAAGAGUGUUGUUGUUUGUCUUUUUCUUCUGCUAUGGGUAAAAGAUUAACUGCCCAGGUUGCUUAUCAGUUUGUGCAUCCAUGGACGGACAGCUAUGUUCUGGUUCUGUCACAUUCAAUGAAAAUGUGAAAACAAGGCACAGGGAAAAGUUUCAGAGUGAACAAACAGUCUAUUGCUCUAUAAAUGUUAAGCAGAACAUUUAUAAGGCAGCAAUUAGAGAAACAUAUCAGUAUUAUAAACAAAUUAUUGCUUAUCAAACCGCCAAAUAUUUUGAUCAUUGCCUACUUUUAAACAUUGCCUCUUAUAAUUAAGAAUCAGCACUUGUCACUUUUAAAUGAGAAUAUAACAAAUAUUAUUCUUUUCAGCUUUCGUCACCCUUGAUUUGCAGCAUAACUCUGAGACAUUGCAAGAAAAAAAAAUGAAUUUUACUCCUCAGAAAAAAAUUAAAUGUUAAAAUGUAAAAUUUUACUUAAAACAAAAAAUAAAAAAUAGAAACAUUAGAUUAGAUUAGAUUUAGAAUAGAUUCAACUUUAUUGUCAUUGUACAUGUGGGUAGAAGGCAAUGAAAUAUAGUACAGGGGAAGAAGAGAUACAGCAUAACAUUAGAAAAGAGAGGAUAAAAAACAACAUCCAGACUAAGCUCCUUUGGGAGCACAGUGUGAGAACAGGAAAACGGCGGCAAAAGUGGCGAAGGCGAGGGAUAGGGGGCGGGGGUUGUAUGCAUAUCUGUAUAUAUGUGCGUGUGUGUGUGUGUGUGUGUGUGUGUGUGUGUGUAUGUAAUGUAUUGAUCAUCGCCACAAUGAUAUGGCUAAAAUGAACUAAAAUGGCUGUUUACUUUUACAUGAAAUUAACCAUUUGAUUUGAGGAUUUCAGGUUUAACCAUGUGUAAAAAUAAGGAAGUUUAUUGUGCUUACAGUGCCUUUGUUAAUGUAAUACAACAGGAUGGGCUGUCUGAUGUGAUUCAAUGUGUGUUGCACAGACCAUUUUUGAAAGCAACACAAAAAACUUAACAUGCACUAUAGAUUAAAACCAGUUUCAGAACUAAAAUAUAUGUUAGUAGUGAUUCUGAGUCUCUCACAUUCAGUCAUCCUCACAUUAUUAUUAUUUGUAAAAAAAAUUUCCUCUGGGGUCGUUUAAAGCAUAAAGUAACAUUUAAAUAAUAUGUAUUUUUUGCCUUUUCUGGCUUCUAAAGCCUUGGGAUAAUACAACAACCAAUGAUUAACUUUAGCAAUGUUAAUGUUAUUGCAGUCAAAAUCAUAAAACAAAUAUAAGAGUAGGCUGUUUACAUUUUUGUAGCUUUAGUCAUUACCUUUUGAUUGUUAUAAACCAUGAAGUUACAAAAUAAAGAAAAAGUACACACGCUUCAUAUCAAUAAAGAUAUUAAUGGUA
Carassius gibelio (silver crucian carp) is the source of this 2340-nucleotide messenger RNA. RefSeq names its product protein FAM107B. NCBI's taxonomy places the organism in Eukaryota, Metazoa, Chordata, Actinopteri, Cypriniformes, Cyprinidae. Gene Ontology annotation, cellular component: stress fiber; synapse; neuron projection. The transcript is spliced from 4 exons. The record is from RefSeq and is a predicted model, not a curated record. Gene Ontology annotation, biological process: actin filament bundle assembly; regulation of actin cytoskeleton organization; actin filament polymerization. Bases 120 to 704 code for a protein of 194 amino acids.